UUUAUGGACGUUUGCUGUUAGGCCGGGCGCCCGCCUUUCGGAAUCGCCCCCUUUCCUAAGCACUGCGGAAACUGCAUCGGACUCACACCAAAGCUUGGUGGUGAAGCGCUGUCAGUCCCGGGCAGAGCCCCAUGGCGAAGUGGGAGGGAAGCAAUAAAUGCUUAAGCUGCUGCGCUCCAUUGUUUGGUUCGGAAAACGAGACCUUUUUCUGAUUGAUGUGAGUGAAUUCAGAUGGAAUUCAACUUUGUUAGAGGGCUUUUUUAAAAAAAGUUGUUCCACAAGUGCAUCAGAGCAAGUUACUACUUUACUGUUGAGAGACUUACAGGUGCUUGCCUGCAUUGCAAUAAAGGACUCAUAUAUUGAGCAAGACUUAUUUAUCUCUUCAUUUUGGAGAGUCUAAUAAACUGUUAUUACAGUUUCUGUACUGACUUUCAAAGUUUUGACGUCUAAAAAGACAUCCUUACAAACAAACAUGAGCACGGCCAGAACAGAGAACCCUGUUAUAAUGGGUCUAUCCAGUCAGAAUGGGCAGCUUAGAGGCCCUGUAAAACCAAGUGCAGUCCCAGGAAGUGCGGGGACACAGACUCAGCAACAGAUGAACCAGCUGAAGAACACCAAUGCAAUCAAUAAUGGAACUCAACAGCAAGCGCAGAGUAUGACCACCGCUAUUAAACCUGGUGAUGACUGGAAGAAGACUUUAAAACUCCCUCCAAAGGAUCUGAGAAUCAAAACUUCGGAUGUGACCUCCACAAAAGGAAAUGAGUUUGAAGAUUACUGUCUGAAAAGGGAGUUGCUGAUGGGAAUUUUUGAAAUGGGCUGGGAAAAGCCAUCUCCUAUUCAGGAGGAGAGUAUUCCCAUUGCUUUGUCUGGUAGGGAUAUCUUGGCUAGAGCUAAAAAUGGAACGGGCAAGAGCGGAGCCUACCUCAUUCCCUUACUUGAACGGCUAGACUUAAAGAAGGACAAUAUACAAGCAAUGGUGAUCGUUCCCACUCGAGAACUAGCACUGCAAGUCAGUCAGAUCUGUAUCCAGGUUAGCAAACACAUGGGAGGUGCCAAAGUGAUGGCAACAACAGGAGGCACCAAUCUGCGUGAUGACAUAAUGAGGCUUGAUGAUACAGUGCAUGUGGUGAUAGCAACUCCUGGGAGAAUUCUGGAUCUCAUCAAGAAAGGAGUAGCAAAGGUUGAACAUGUCCAGAUGAUAGUACUGGAUGAGGCAGAUAAGUUGCUGUCUCAGGAUUUUGUUCAAAUAAUGGAGGACAUUAUUCUUACGCUACCUAAAAACAGGCAGAUUUUGCUCUACUCAGCCACUUUCCCUCUUAGUGUACAGAAGUUCAUGAAUUCCCAUUUGCAGAAACCCUAUGAGAUUAACCUGAUGGAGGAACUGACUUUGAAGGGAGUUACCCAAUACUAUGCCUAUGUAACUGAAAGGCAGAAAGUACACUGCCUCAAUACAUUGUUCUCCAGGCUCCAGAUUAACCAGUCAAUCAUUUUCUGCAACUCCUCACAACGGGUUGAACUGCUAGCCAAGAAGAUCUCCCAGCUGGGCUAUUCCUGCUUCUAUAUCCAUGCUAAAAUGAGGCAGGAACACCGUAAUCGUGUGUUCCACGAUUUCCGAAAUGGCUUAUGCCGGAAUCUUGUUUGCACUGAUCUGUUUACCCGAGGUAUUGAUAUCCAAGCUGUGAAUGUGGUGAUAAACUUUGAUUUUCCAAAGCUGGCAGAGACGUAUCUCCAUCGUAUUGGCAGAUCAGGUCGCUUUGGUCACCUUGGUCUGGCCAUUAAUUUGAUCACCUAUGAUGAUCGAUUCAACCUGAAAAGUAUUGAGGAGCAGUUGGGAACUGAAAUUAAACCCAUCCCAAGCAACAUUGACAAGAGCCUGUAUGUGGCAGAAUACCACACUGAACCUGUAGAUGAUGAGAAACCUUAACCAUGCUUUGAUUACAAACUCCAGAAGCUGAAGCCCUUUGAUCCAGAUCUGUGACACAUCGUUUCUUUGGGGAUACCCUUCUCUUUUUGGGUUUUUCUUCAUCUUUUCAUUUUGGAACUAUGAAGACUAAAGAGCUCAGACAUGUAUUUUUCUUUUUUAAAUUUGGCAGUAAGGAAGAAAAGAGAACAGAAGGAAUACUUUUUUUUUGUUUUUUUUCACUUGUUUGCACUGUGUGCUGAUCGAACAUUAGUUGCACUAAACUGCUGGUUUUAAAUUUUUUUUUUUCUUUGGGGGGGAGGGGGAGGAAGACAGUGGCAGCAAGGGAAGAGAAACCCUGAAAAGAGAAGAAACCUGAUGAACAGAGGCUUGUCUACAAUUUCAAAUUCUCCAACAGCCGACUGAGUGCAUUUCAACUUCUCCCUGGUUACUCAUCUGUUAAGCUAAACAGCUUGUUACUUAUUCGUGCAAAGUGCCUUAUGCUAUGAGACCAUUCUGAAUAUCACUUUUCAGAUUCAGCCCAUGGAAUCAACAGCUUUUUUCUUUCCAGGUCAAAAGUCCCCAACCUGUCUCUUGGCUUCCCCUCAACAAUAUUCAAGCCCAGGGCUGCGAGAUGAAACUAUCAGUAAUGUAACACUUUUUGUUUAACUUUUUUUAAAUUGGAGGAGUUGACAUGCAACUGCAGUUCACCCACACUGUAAAUACAUGUAUUUAACAAAACAACUAUGAAUCUGGGCUGAUUAGGUGCAACAUCGUAGCUCUAGAAAGGAAGAGCAGCCUAUCAUCUUUUGCUGGAGCCAUAUGAAAAGUUUGUAUGCUCUAGCAGAACACUAAAGACUGGUUUCCAUAAGUCUCCAUUAGUAGUUACAGCACUUGAUAUGUAGACUUAUUUCCGAGCCAUGGCCCUCUUUCUUCUGGCGCAGUGUCCCAUUGAAUUGGAUGUGUAUACUUGUACAAACUUGUAAAUACGUUUUUUCUGUUUUGGGUUCAAUAUAUAACUUUUUUUUUAAUGAAAGUUGCUGGGGUUAAAGGGAUUAGACUGAUUAUGGGAGCAGCUAAAGAUGAGAGGGGCUCAGUUUACUGCAACAGUAAACACCUGAAAAGUGCUCUGAUUUCUAUGAAGAGCAGGCCUAGACAAAUGUCUUUUGUCAGGGUGGAUUUGCUCUGGUGCUUGCAGUAUUGUCCUUGCUGCUCUUUGUGGAAGAUAUUAUUGUUCAGUUGGAAAGGCCUCAAUCCACAGCUUCACUUGUUUGGGGUACUCUUUGAUGUCCCUCUUAAUUCCAAGAACUCUGCGAGCUCUGAAGGGGGCAAAAAUCUGUGUUCCGUCUUGGUAUGAGGGAAAUCUAGCAGCUAGCAGUGUAGCUGAGCAAAACAUAGGAAGUGUGAAUUUGGAUUUAAAAGAAACCAUAGCAAACAAAGUUACGUGAAUAAACUGACAGUUCUGGAGCUCUGUUGGAUAAUGAAUCUUCUGCAGCAUUGUGCAUACUCUGCCCAAAACUACCUUUAUAUAGACUUGAGCAGAAAAAGGCAAAUCCUUUAACUUUGAAGCCGCAGAAAGCUGCAUGCCAUCUUCUGUGUUCUGGCAUGAAUUGCAGUCUGUCCUUCUGCAUUGUUCAUUGCUGCAGAAUGUUUUUAUGGUCAAGUAGUGUUGCUUUAAAUUGUGCCCCUCCCAACAUGCUUGAUGUUUGGCCUGAUCUGCAGGCAAAAGGAGUGAGACAAAUCAAAACCAGUAAACUUUUUUUAAAUUCCCUUUUAGCCUGUUCAACUAUAGUGCAUCAGGAGGCACCUGGAUGAAAGCAAAUCCCUUUUGGUCAGUUGUACUUCGCAUAUACCUAUGCUGUACUCACACAGUGCUUGCUUACCUGAAUAUGAACAUGGGAACUAAUAAUUUCUCCCCCUUUUUGACUUUAAAAAGUGAAGUUAUUUGAGUUUUUUGGGAGGUGGUAGGGAGGCAGAUUUAUCCAUCCAACUUCUUAAGGAUCAGAAAAAGCCAGGUGCCUCCUGGUGACAACUUUCAAGGUGAAAAGUGUGGGAUUUUUUUUUUUCAAUCUACAGUGACUUUAACUGUAGCAAAAGCUGCACUAAAGUACAAAUUCAAGAGCUUGGUCACAGGCGCUCUGUGAACCUCUUAGCUACAUCCAGCUGGCAGGUACCAAAUGUAAACAAGUAGUUUUGGGGUGCUUUUGGGGGAGGGAGUUUGUGGGUGGUAAAUUUUGACCAAAAGUAAAAUCUUGCUCUUGUAUUGCAGCCAGCUAUAAUUUUUUUUUUUCAGAGAGAGGGGGAUCAUUUUAGUGCAACAAGGAAAAGUGUAAAUACAAUAUCUUGUGACAGAGCAUGCACGUGCAACAAAGCAAAGAUAGCCUUGCUGAAAGUCAAAAGUGCAUGCUCUGUGUGAAUUUGUGGUGUGUUAGCCUGGUGCCAUGUUCUGAUGGUCCCUCUAAGCACAGAAAUUUUAAAUUGAAAGUAUUAGCCUCUGAAGAUUGGCACUUACCUAGACUAUCAGGGGCACCAUUUUUAGGUAGCUUUCUCGAGAGGAAGGAGGCAGUCUGAUUCUGGUGCUAAUAGGCUAUCUCUAAAAGGUAUAUGAACUUGCAAAAGGAAAGAUGCUCCAAAUAACUAGGCAAAUCCUAGUCUUUAUUUCCUCCCUCGUUACGGAAUGUGUAAAACAUGGCGUUAAGUUUCUUCUGGCUUCUUAAUUUUUACAGACUACUUGCCAACAUUUCCAUGUACUUGUUUAUUCAGAGCAAGUACCUGCUUUUAAUAAUCCCCAAAUCGAACACUUGUUGUGUGGUGAAGUUCUUAAUAGGAUAUUGAGAAUUUUACAUGCUUUACCAUAUUUUCCCCCAGAAGGCUAAAAAUUACAUUGUACGCCUUUAAAUCUGAUAUAGACCCUGUAUCUUAAACCCCACAAGUGGAAGGAGGUGGUAGUGAAGUGGGGGCACAAGUCUGUAACUAGUUAAAUUGCAACUAUCUAUCUAAACUGGCUUCUCCAAAGUGUAUUGUACAAAUGCACUACUGUAGCUGGAGGGUUUUCCAAGGGGAGGGGGGUGGGUUGGUCUUAAAUAUUUUCAUUUCCAGAAUGAGAUGGGAGCAUCUUUCCUUUGCCUUCUGCUUUGUGUCUGUUUAUAUGAAGUUGGGUGAGAACAUGAAAGCUUGACACAAAGAUCUUGCAUACAUGAUGGCAUAAAAUCAUCUCAUUCUGACUAACUUUGUUUUAGUGGUGGGAGGGGGAGGGUGUCUGCAUCAAGGAUUUAGAAAUGCUUCAGAUGGUUGUAUUCCAUCAGCGACUGACAUGCUGACGCAGAGACCAUCAUUCAGUCUGUGUUUAAAGCACUGUUCCAGUUUUGUUUGUGGUGUGUGUGGUUUUUUUUAACAAAUCACAUGAAUUUUUUGUCUGUGCCGGGAGUCCAAUUCUAUUGGUGAACUAUACAUUGCCAGCAAUGGACUUGAUGAUGCUGCCGGUGCCAAGGACCAUAUUGCUUCACAGGAACAGAGUGAACUCUGCUGUCAGGGACUAGAAUAGCAUUUCUUGCACUGCAAAAAUUUGAUAAAAUUAGUCCAAGCCAAAAAUAUUUGGAUGCCAUGACCCUUGUAAUCCAAUUUUAAACCAGUGCGCUUCUCUUUAUAAUAAAUGCAUGGUCUCUGCAGUGAAAAGUAUGCCAGAUGAAAAAGUUGGUACAUGAGGAGGAUAGCAUGCCUUAUAGCUUUGCUCUUUCCACUUUUUCUGCACAUAAAAGCAUUUCACAUUUGAAGCAUUGUUAAAGUCUUGUGUAGACAAGAUUGGGAAUGGGCGGGGGGAGGGAUAGGGUAUACUAAGAUACAGGCUUGCUGUAUUUUAACCAUUAAUUGUGGGGAAGGGGUGUCUGGAGAAAAAUAGUCACUGUUCCCUUUAUUGAAACAAACUAGAACUUAAAAGGUUUUUUGUUUGCAACUCAAGUCAGUUUAUAAUCCAUUGGUCCCCUGUCAAAAGGGCUGUGUUCCACUGAUAAGUGAACAGGGUGAUCUAUAACUUGGAACAUUCAAGGGAGGGAGGGAAAAUUGGCUUUUUGUUAAAUUGGCAAACUGUCCAGUGGAGCUGAGUUUUCCUUGGGAAUGUGUAUAUCUGUGUACAUGUGUAUGAUGGAAGGCUGCAACUCUGUGAAAAUUUUCACUUGAGUUCAGAGUACAGAAAACACAAAUGGUAAAAUCCUGAUUUUGUUGAUUAAGCUCAAUAAAAGCUCACUGGAACUCCA
Molecule: messenger RNA, 6153 nt
Organism: Pelodiscus sinensis (Chinese soft-shelled turtle)
Lineage: Eukaryota; Metazoa; Chordata; Testudines; Trionychidae
Source: RefSeq, a predicted model, not a curated record